Molecule: messenger RNA, 2162 nt
Organism: Brassica rapa (field mustard)
Lineage: Eukaryota; Viridiplantae; Streptophyta; Magnoliopsida; Brassicales; Brassicaceae
Product: transcription factor IIIB 60 kDa subunit
Biological process (GO): transcription preinitiation complex assembly; transcription by RNA polymerase III; DNA-templated transcription initiation
Cellular component (GO): nucleus; transcription factor TFIIIB complex; transcription preinitiation complex
Molecular function (GO): TBP-class protein binding; RNA polymerase III type 3 promoter sequence-specific DNA binding; RNA polymerase III general transcription initiation factor activity
Source: RefSeq, a predicted model, not a curated record
AUCUAAAAAAAAUAGCCCACGAACUUUUGCCUAACUCCUAGGGACCCGAGUUCGAUCCCAAGCAGCAACCUAUCAGAGGAAAUAUAUCUCAAACACAUCUCCCACCUUCUCCUUCUACAGCCAUCGUCGCAGCCUCAGCUAUAACUGAGUUUUGGAUCCAAUUGAUUAGCAAAGUUAGUAGCUUUAUCUGAGUUUGGGGUGGGGAGCCAUGGUGUGGUGUAACCAUUGUGGGAAGAGCGUCUCCGGGAUACGCCCCUACGAUGGUGCACUGGCGUGUAAUCAAUGCGGGAGGAUAUUGGAAAAUUUCAACUUUUCAACUGAAGUCACUUUCGUUAAGAAUGCUGCUGGGCAGAGUCAAGCGUCAGGUAACGUAGUGAGAAGUGUUCAAAGUGGGGUUUCAAGCUCACGUGAAAGGAGAAUUAGACUAGCUAGAGAUGAGUUUAUGAAUUUGAGAGAUGGUUUGGGACUUGGUGAUGAGAGAGAUGAUCUGAUUGACAUGGCUACUCGAUUCUUUACAAUGGCAGUUGAGCAAAAUUUCACUAAGGGUCGCAGAACUGAACUAGUACAGUGUUCCUGCCUCUACUUGACUUGCAGGGAAAAGAACAUCCCGUUUCUUCUUAUUGAUUUCUCAAGCUACCUUCGUGUUAGCGUUUAUGAGUUAGGUGCUGUGUACUUGCAACUCUGUGAAAUGCUGUACCUUACUGAAAACCGGAAUUAUGAAAAGCUUGUUGAUCCUUCAAUCUAUAUUCCUCGGUUCUCAAAUGCCUUAUUGAAAGGCAAACAAGAUAAAGAGGUCAUGAGAACAGCUAGAGACAUUAUAGCUAGUAUGAAGAGAGAUUGGAUACAGACCGGCAGAAAACCUAGUGGAAUAUGCGGAGCAGCACUUUACACAGCUGCGCUUGCCAAUGGUAUCAAGUGCUCUAAGACAGAUAUUGUAGGGAUUGUGCAUAUAUGUGAAGCAACUCUAACCAAAAGGUUGAAUGAGUUUGGAGAUACUGAGGCUGGAAGUUUAAAUGUUGAGGAGCUCUCAGAGAGAGAAAGGGAAAUGCAUAAAAGAUCUUUUGCCACGAACCAGACAUCUAGCAAAGAGAAGGUGCACUGUAUGCAUCAGGAUAGUAAGCCUGUUAACUAUGGACUAUGUGAGGAAUGUUACCGUGAUUUCAUAAGUGUUUCCGGAGGACUUGUUGGUGGGUCGGAUCCUCCUGCCUUCCAACGAGCAGAGAAAGAGAGAAUGGAAAAAGAAAAAGCAGCUAGAGAAGAAAACGAAGGAGGGAUUAGUAGCCUGAACCAUGAUGAACAACUAAAUUCCAAGAGAGAACCAGUUUACUCCAGUGUGAGCAAAAGUGCAAAACCAUGUUCAGAGAAAGGUGAUGGAGAAAAAGAUGUGGAUGGUAGUGAAGUUUCAGAUGAAUCAGGCAACUUUUCUGACGUCAGUGAUACUGAGGUGGAUUGCUACAUUAACAACGAGGAGGAAAGGCGCUAUAAGAAGGUGGUAUGGGAAGAAAUGAACAAAGAAUAUAUUAAGGAGCAAGCAGAUAAGGAAGCUGCUCUGAAGGCGGCUAAUGAUGCUUUAAACGCAAGCAGCUCUAAUUUGCCAGAACAUGCAAGAAAGCUUGUUGAGGCUUCUAGAGCUGCCGUAGCAAAAUCUAGAAAGGAAAAACAACAAAAAAGAGCUGAGGAAGAAAAGAACGCACCUCCCCCAGCCACAGCCACGGAAGCUGUUCGCAGAAUGCUUGAUAAAAAGAGGCUUAGUGGGUUAAUCAACUACGAUCUUUUGGACGAGCUCUUUGAUACAUCUCCAACUGAGAAACCAGCCAAGAUUUCAAGAACCGAGACAGUCAUGGAAAAGAUGAAGGAAGAGAAGAAGGAAGUGAAGAGCAAUAAACAAGAGGAUGGUGAAAAUGAAGAAGAAGAUGAAGCAGAAGAGGAUCAAGAAGGCUAUGUUGAAUCAUAUGACAUAAACACAGAUUUUCCAGACGGUGAAAAACUCUAUGAAGAGGAAGAUGAAAAAGAGGAGGAUGGUUAUGAUCUUGGACUAUAUUGAUGCUUUCUGAAACAAAGUUCCAUGUAGAACAUUGUUUACCUUUUAAAUAAUACUAGGUUAAGAUCAUUCCGCGCAAGUGCGCGGAAUGAACAUUAUAUAUAUAAAUUAUUUUAUAUAU